AUGCCUCAAAUCCUGGCCUUCGCGACAAACGAAAAUACCGAAGGAGCCGUGCAAUCUUUCACAGUCACCCCAGAUGGAGUACUCUCUGAGGCAGUCGAAACAGUCUCGUCCGGCGGCGACACUCCCGCUUUCGCAGUUGGGCUCUCCACAGGACAGGUCGCUGUCACGAACUACGCGAGCGCCAACGGGCGCAUUAUUCCCACGACAGAUACACCACUGGACUUUGAUGAUGCCGCCGGCAUUAUACCAUUCCCCGUCCCUAAUGGGGGCGCAUCCAAUCCUCACAUGGCACUGGAGUACGGAAGGGGUGACACCGUCUGGCGGCUCAAGGAGAUUGGGUCUCCCGGAAACUGGAGCAUCGUCGGGUCAAUUACCCAGCCUACGGGAUCUGGGCCGAGGCAUAUAGCGGUUGAAGGUGACUUGUUAUUUACUCUACACGAAACCACAUCUACGCUUACGGUUCAGAAGAUCCCUUCCCUUUCUACCAAGACUGCCGCACUUCUCGCUAAUGUCUUCAUCGUGCCUCCAGACUCGCCUGUUAACGCGUCUUUUGCUGCUGCUGAGCUUCUCAUUCCUAAAAUCUCAGCAAAGUUCUCCGUACAGUACAUUUACGUAUCGAAUAGGAACAUGGGGGAGGUUGACGAACGCGGUGACACGAUCGCGAUCUUCCGGUACGUUGAGGGAAAGCUGGAGCUCGUUAGCCAAGUGUACACCGGCUUGGAUCAGAUUCAGUAUCUGAUCGCAGGUGGUGUAGCUGGAGAUGGUAGCAUUGCUGUGUUCCGUAGGGUCGACGAAGGAAGAAGUCUCGAAGAAGUUGCAAGAAACACUGAUCUACCCUUUAGGGUAAGCUUCGUCUGGUUGUAA
Desarmillaria tabescens is the source of this 864-nucleotide messenger RNA. RefSeq lists its product as uncharacterized. NCBI's taxonomy places the organism in Eukaryota, Fungi, Basidiomycota, Agaricomycetes, Agaricales, Physalacriaceae. The coding region runs from base 1 to 864 and encodes 287 amino acids. Gene Ontology annotation, molecular function: protein binding; 6-phosphogluconolactonase activity. The record is from RefSeq and is a predicted model, not a curated record. The transcript is spliced from 5 exons.